AUGUCCCAACCGACUUUACAUAAACCUUCUAACAUUGUCGAUGUGGCUCAAAGUCUUGAAACUACGUCAUUAUCAAGUACUCCAUCUCCAUAUCUUCCCACCGAAUGUUUACAAUGCAUCUUUUCUUUCAUACCUGAAGAUGAUGUAGAAAGUUUGCAUUCUGCUGUGUUGGUCAAUCGUUCGUGGUGUAGAGCUGCUGUUCCAUUUUUAUGGAAAAAACCAUUUACCAUUAACUCAGAAUUACCAUCAUAUUUCAAAAUCGUCCCAAUUUAUUUAAGCUCAAUAAAUGUUGAUUCUCUAUCCACUGAAUUUAGAGAAUCCUUUUUUCAUUUAGAUUAUUUAAUGUCGUGUAUUAGUGAUGAAAAGAGGUUGACUUUUGAUUAUCCUAGUUUCCUCAAGGAACUUAACUUUAAAAAAUUGUACAAAUCGAUUUCUGAAUGGGCAACCAUUAAUGGGGCUUUUGUGCCCAGAUCUCAAUUAAAUAUCGAUUUCGAACUUGAGAGAUUAUCCUUUAUCGAUAAUGUUCAAGAGAAUGUUCAAGAAAGGAUAGACCAUGAAUAUACGGAUGAGUGGGGUGAUCAAUCCCUUGUUCAUGAAUCGUAUAAUCGUACGGAUUUUGACGCGACAAGUGAUGUUGAUAUCUCUCCUUCAGAAUCCCAUGCUGACUAUGAAGAAGCUUGGGAAGAAGAUUGUUAUCAGUACUAUGAUGAAUAUGGUCAUUUCGAUGUUUCUACUGAACCGGAUCAUAGCGAUCAUGGAGAAGAAUGGCUGGACAUGCCUACGCCUUUUGAUAUGACAGAAGAAGGUCGAAAACUAAUUAUUGCCAGAGAGAUUUGUAUGAUGUUAAUGAGUAAAUGUCAUAUAUUCGACAAACUUAUUCUAGAUACGCGAGGAUUUUCUCGAAAUUUGUCGUGUCAGUCAGUAAAUUAUAUAUCUUUGCCAUGCUUUCCAGGUGCUAGUGAGUGUUUGUCGCAUAUAACAGAAUUUUUUUGUGGCGGUGAAUUCUACAAAGGGGAUAUAUUUAAUACUAUGGCGAUUUAUUGUAGAAAUCUUUAUUCUAUUGUCAUCGUUGAUACCUAUCGUUCAGCAAUAGGAUCACUGGCAAAUCUCAUUUCCGUUCAAAAGAGACUACAAAAAUUCAGUUGGACUGGUGGUUACGAAGAUUUAUCACCCAUCAUCUUGUCAUUUUCCAGUCAACGAGAAAACCUUAUCGAAGUCCAAUUAGAAAAUGCUUUUUUUCGUGAUUCCGCUGCUCUUGAAGGACUAGCUCCUUGUCAAAAUUUGGAGACUCUUAAAAUUGCAGAGUGCCAGCUUACUGCUGCCAAUUUAAAACCAUUGGUAUUUGUUACUUUUCCGCGGCUUCAAGUUUUAGAAAUCACGGACGUUCGUGACAUAUAUUAUCUGGACCAUCAUGAAGACAAUACACCCCCUUCCGAAGAAUUAAACGCAAUAAUUCGAAGAACAAAUGGAACACUUCGUGAAAUUCGAUUAAAUUUAGAAUUGCAUUUUUAUCCUAGUAUCAUCGACACAAUUGCUGAAUGUUGUCCAAACCUUAAACUGCUCGCGGCAAGCAUAAAAGAUGACGAACAAAUUCCUGAACUUCUCAGAUUGUUAAGUUCAUGCAGACAACUUGAGAGUUUAAUUAUUCAUGGUUAUAAUAGCAAUUUUUUCACUGCUGAUUAUAUUUUACCUCAAAUUGGGGCAAUUGUACCGGAAACUUUACGAUAUUUGGAUCUUACAAAAUGGACAUUUAAAGCACCAGCUUUAAAGAUGUUCUUGUCGAAUUGCAACGCAGAAUUGAGGUACAUCACGUGGCAUUGUUUUGUUAAUAAUAACAGCGAUGAAUACACAGCAGCAAUCGAAAAUUACGCACAAGAAAAAGAACUUAAGGUUGGAAACCUACAGGUUGAUUAUCGCGACUCUGGAUUUGGAUGGUGUCAAUGUGUUUGCAAUAUCUCAGCGGAACUUGUGGAUCAUCCGAAUCAAAUUGAAGAGCUAUGA
This is a messenger RNA of Cetraspora pellucida, 2001 nucleotides long. NCBI's taxonomy places the organism in Eukaryota, Fungi, Glomeromycota, Glomeromycetes, Diversisporales, Gigasporaceae. The record is from the annotation of a GenBank genome assembly.